CUUCUGUUUUUGUUAAAAACAUAUCAUAUGUGACCGGACAAGUGAGCGACGAGCCCUCGACGAGGAUGACUCCCGACUGCAUGGACGGAGAAGAUUCCACGGCCCAAGACGACGUGAGGCCUCGGGUGAUGGGUGUGAUCCUGAGCGUCGCCGCUUGCCUCAUCGUCUCCACAAACCUGCUGGUGGCGGCCGCUCUGCUGAAGCUGCUCCUGAAAAAGAGCAGCCAGAGCUGGUGUUUCGUCCUCAACUUGGCACUGGCCGACGCCCUGGUGGGUGUAGCCAUCACCGGCCUGGCGACAGAAGACUUCAACAUCGACGGUGUCCCUCAGAGCCAGCGCAGCCAAGUCACCGCUGACCCUCCCACAAAUGCCACAGCCCCUGCGCACGGGAAGACCCGCUGUUUGAUCCGGAUGGCGUUUGUGAUGUCGCCCUGCACGGCGUCCAUCAUGUCCAUGUUCCUGAUCUCACUGGACCGCUACGCCGCCAUCAAGAUGCCACUGCGGUACUCGCUGCUGUCUGGGAAGGGGACGGCGGUCGGAUCCUUGCUGACUCUGUGGAUUAGCGCCUUCACUGUGGGAUUUAUGCCAGUGAUGGUGUGGCAGCUGCAGUCCGAGGGCUACGACGGAUUUUGUGCCUUCUUCUCUGUCAUUCAUGGCGAGGGCAUCAUCGUCUUGUUCAGCGUGUGCUUCUUCCCUGUGCUCUCUGUUUUCGUCUACAUCUACCUGGACAUCCUGAAAAUCGCCCGCAGCCACCAGAGGCAAAUCCGCCAGGCCCGAGAAGCGGGUUCCAGGACGGCUGAGCACCACGGCAAUCAACAUUAUCAACAGCAUCAGCUCCGAAGUGGUUACUGGAGUCAUGUCAAGGCCCUGAGGAUGGUAGCAGUGCUCGUGGGCUGCUUCUUAGCGCUCUGGUGCCCCUUCUUUUUGACGUGCAUCGUGCACCUUCUGUGUAAAAGCUGCAAACUCACUCAUGUGUUGGAGAACUAUCUUUGGCUGCUCGGACUCUCCAACUCCCUGAUCAACCCCCUGGUGUACGCCUUUUGGCAAAGGGAGGUGCGGCUGCAGUUAGCGGCCAUGUUUACCUGCUGUUCGGACAGGUCGUCAUCGGCUGGACCACCAGGUGUUUCAGGGCGGUAUGACCCUCGGACACCGGUGCAGGAACAGGAUGGUGCUGGUGGGGGAGAUGCCAUUAUCCCGGCAUUGUUGCAGCCAAUUACCUGCAACCAUGAGACUCACGCUGUGGCAUCAUCCACCACGACCAGAUCAUGA
Messenger RNA from Solea senegalensis (Senegalese sole), 1268 nucleotides. Its product is annotated as glucose-dependent insulinotropic receptor. Gene Ontology annotation, molecular function: G protein-coupled receptor activity; phosphatidylcholine binding. The record is from RefSeq and is a predicted model, not a curated record. The transcript has 2 exons. NCBI's taxonomy places the organism in Eukaryota, Metazoa, Chordata, Actinopteri, Pleuronectiformes, Soleidae. Gene Ontology annotation, cellular component: membrane. Bases 66 to 1268 code for a protein of 400 amino acids. Gene Ontology annotation, biological process: G protein-coupled receptor signaling pathway.